Molecule: messenger RNA, 1686 nt
Organism: Lentinula edodes (shiitake mushroom)
Lineage: Eukaryota; Fungi; Basidiomycota; Agaricomycetes; Agaricales; Omphalotaceae
Exons: 5
Coding region: 1-1686 (561 amino acids)
Biological process (GO): regulation of transcription by RNA polymerase II
Cellular component (GO): nucleus
Source: RefSeq, a predicted model, not a curated record
AUGGACGAGGAGGAAGUUCUUUCUGUAGAUGACAUCGACAUCGAAAGCCGCCCAGACUCGCCUCAAGAACCCGACAAACGAACUGGGACAGGUCUUACUCUUGUCCUCCCAUCUCUUAAAUCCCUUCAGCAGGCGAAAGGAAUCAAAAAAGGGAAAUCCAAAGCAGCAUUCACUGGAUACGUUGAAGAGAAACCGAAGAAACCACCGCGUCCUGCGAAACUUAAACCACUGAAAGAGGUGCUCACGAAACUUAUAGCCAAUAUUAAGAAGAAAGAUGAUUAUGGCUUUUUCUUGGUACCUGUCAACCUCGAGCAGGUCCCUGGUUACACGGAUGUGGUAAAGAAUCCCAUGGAUUUUGGUACUAUCACCAACAAAGUUGCUCGAGGCAAGUACCGGUCACUAGACGAUUUCACUAAUGACGUCCGCCUUGUAACGUCAAAUGCGAAGCUAUUUAACCCUCCGGGCACUAUUUAUCAUACAGAAGCAGAGAAACUAGAGAUCUGGGCACUUGAUCAUAUCGAGAAGGCAUCGGGCACUGUGAUACAGUACGAGUUGGACUGGAACCUCGAUCCCGAAAAGGAUAAUGCUGGCGAGGUCAAUGUUGACGAUGACAAUAAUCCAACUGUACCUUCCGCUGCCUCUGCAGAUAUGAGCACUCCCGGUCCCUCCGACUUACUGGAAAUAGCAGGCGUACGACGGAGCACUCGUGGACCGUACAGGAAGACCAAUGCAACAAAUGCUACUACACAAAAAGGUGUCCUUGAAAGCAUCGAUGCAGAAGGUAGACUUCCAGGCUCAAAGGACGGCCUUGGCGCGUUUCCGCCGGGGUCCGAUCUUGCGAAAACAAUGCUGGAUUUGAAAUUGAAAGGAAAGCGAUACAAGACGAAGAAAGAGAGAAUGCGUAUAGAAAAGGAGGGGCCUCCAUUUCGUUCAGACGCAAGUCUAGACUACUAUAACAUGGAAGAUCCGUUUCUAGUGUUCAUGAACCUCGUUCCUACUCCUUUUUCUCGGCCUCUGCUUACACCCAUAUAUACCUCUCCCUCAACGAGUCAAUCACAAACCAACGUAACCCAGUCCCUACCCAAUCAUCCUUCGAAGUCUCAAACACCACAACCCUCUAGCAGCUUCCCGAUUCCUACGACCGUGCCUAUCAAUCGACCGUUGUACAAACCAAUUCCUCAUAAAGGUCGGCAUUGGGUUGUUACGCGUAAUACGAAUUACCGUAGAGGCAAAGACAAGGAGGAUGAAAUGGAUGACUUAUUUGAAUCCGAUUGGAAGGCUUCUCGAGAAGCACACGCUCUGGACUUUGGAUCGUUCGCUCUGCUGGCAGGUGAAUUGGCAGAAGAGAUGAAGCGACGUGGGAUACCAGGGGACGACGAGCAAAUGACGGCCGAAAUCAUCAAAGAGAGCUUAGACUGCGGAGCUUCAGCUACCAAUGUAACUAUAGGAGCAUCGGUACCACGCGACGCAUCACAAUGGUUUACAACACAAGCUCCUGACGCCGAAGACUACAUCCGUGAUGUUGUUUAUGGCGGCACAGAGGGUUUUGCCUAUGUUCGAAGUUUGGCUGAGUUUGUUACUCCUCCUGAAGUGAGUGUCAUUGAUGCUUCCCCACUUUAUAUACACAAUGAAAUUUCCAGGACAUUGAUGGUCUGGACGACACUGCCCUCGGGGCGCCGCUUCUAA